Triplophysa rosa is the source of this 4172-nucleotide messenger RNA. It is a transcript of the gene crybg1b, whose product is annotated as crystallin beta-gamma domain containing 1b. The transcript has 20 exons. The record is from RefSeq and is a predicted model, not a curated record. Bases 445 to 3936 code for a protein of 1163 amino acids. Lineage: Eukaryota; Metazoa; Chordata; Actinopteri; Cypriniformes; Nemacheilidae.
CCCCCACCAGCAUCAACUGUUGAGAAGACCACUCCCCCAGCAGCAGCAUCUAAUGAAAAGACCACACCUCCAGCAGCAUCAUCACAUGUAAAGACAACCCCUCCAGCAGCAGCAUCAAAUGAAAAGAAGACCACACCUCUAUCAGCAUCAACUGUUGAGAUAACCACACCUCCACCAGCAUCAUCAGAAGAAAAGACCACACCUCCACCAGCAUCAACUGUUGAGAAGACCACGCCUCCAGCAGCAUCAUCUAAUGAACAGACCACACCUCUACUAGCAUCAACUGUUGAGAAGACCACACGCACAGCAUCAUCAUCAGAAAAGAAAACCACACCCACAGCAGCAUCAACAGCAGCAUCAGCUGAAAAGAAGACCACACCUCCAGCAGUCUUGUCAAAUGAAAAAACCACACCUCCUCAGAAAUCCUCGUCUCCCGUCAAUGUAAUGAAAGCUCAAUCUUCAGGUCCGGCCACCAGAAAGAAGGAGUUUCUACUGAAGCCGAUGUUCCUCCCUCAGAUCCCGUCAUCACCCGGCCGUGACUCUCUCAACAGAGACUCUGUGUCCAGCUGGCUGGAUGUAGAACGUCCUGUCAGGAAAAAACAGCUCACUCCAGACCCCAAACCCAAGCUGAGCUCCUCCGCCAGUGAAUCCAGUCUGCUGGAAGCGUCCAGAGAUUUCGAUCCCAAUGACUUUAUCUCGAAUGUGAAGAGACGAGCGAUGCCCUUCACUCUCCCUCAGCGCAGACACAAAAAGCAUCGCCUGCACACCCCUCCAUUCGCCAUGCCUCCCAUCAGAGAGGACCGCAACGAAAAACCCUUUGACCCCGAAGAGUUCCAGCAUGGCCUGAGGAGACGGAGAGAGUUCACGCUGGAUCUGAUCCCUAGCAAAACCUCUGAGGAGGACAAAUCCAAGAGAGGGAACCCGGAGAGAGAGAGCAUCCUCACUAGAUCCGUCCUCUUCAAGAGAGCAAAGACGGAGGAGAUGGAAGAAGAAAAAGAGAACGAGUCAGACGAGAGUAAAACUGAAGGGGGCAAAGUGAGGUCUCGUCUGGAGAGGUGCUCUAUUCUCAGCAGUCUACACCAACCCACGAAAACAAGAUGGAAGGAUUUUUUGAGCCCGACUGAAAGUCCCACAGACGUGUUGUUAUCACCCAGUGAUGCUCCUGAAUCUCCAUCAUCAACUAUAGAGUCACCCAAACCGGACACAAGCUGUACCCAAGCCGAUCAUGGGAUUCAUUUAAAACCCGCUGACCCGACACCAAACCUCAAACUGCCUUCAGCUGACCUGAACAUCACCAUAGCAACUCAACCUCCGCCUCCUAUCAGCCUGCAGACUGGUUUCCAGCUUAAUCUACAAUCAGAUAACAAUGGACCUGCCGUGACACCUGACCCCAGAAUGACCUCAGCGGAUGCUGCCGUCACCAUGGCAACCAAACCUCCGCCUCCCAGCAGCGUGCAGACUGGUUUCCAACUUAAUCUACAAUCAGAUAAUAAUGGACCUGCCGUUACACCUGACCCCAGAAUGACCUCAGCGGAUGCUGCCGUCACCAUAGCAACCAAACCUUCACCUCCCAGCGGCGUGCAGACUGGUUUCCAGGUAAAUCUACAACCUGCCGUGACACCUGACCCCAAAACAACAUCAUCGGACCCCAUGGCAGCAGCGGACGCCUCUCCACCGCUUCCUUCCUUUGAUGACAUCAGGUUGCCUGGUUACCUGGAGAAGAUUCUGCCAAAGGGGCCUGAAGAAUUGGUAUCUAGAGAAAGUGCAUCUGGUCCGGUGGGUUUGAACAAGGCUGUCGACGUUCAAACAAGUGACAACAGUGUUCCUGUGACUCCUCCAGCAGACAUUCCAACUGCUCGUGGAUUCCAUCGACGACCUGGAAAGAUAGUGAUAUAUCAGCAGCAUCAGUUCAGCGGUCAGAGCUUUGACUUCUACAGAGAUGAAGAUGAUGUUACACACCUACAGCUCUCCAGUGUCAUAUCAGUGAAAGUGCUCAAAGGCUGUUGGAUACUGUUUGAGAAAGCAGGAUUUGAGGGGCGGUGCAUCGCUUUGGAGGAGGAGGAAAUUGGGGAAUUACCCAAUGAAUGGGCAGAAGAGGCGGGACAAACGUCUGUUCCUUUUGUCAUUGGCUCACUUCGUCUGGCUGUCAGAGACUACACUCCGCCCCGGAUCGAGUUGUUCUCUGAGGCUGCCGGUCGGGGCAGAAGCUCAGAGUUUGUGGAUGACACAGAUGAAGUGGGAGCAUUCGGUCUGCCGCAGAACACCGGCUCCAUCAAAGUCCACAGUGGACUAUGGGUGGUGUACAGUGAUGCAGGGUUUCAGGGUUUGUUGGCGGUGUUGGAGAGAGGAGAGUAUCCGUGUCCAGAGUCCUGGGGUUUCCCGGUGCCGGCGGUGGGUUCUCUGAGAGCUCUGCGUAUGGGCAGCGUGAAGGUCCAAUACCCAAACGCUGUGAAGGCUGUGUUGUAUGAGAAAGCGGGUCUGCAGGGUGGUUGUGUGGAGGUUCAGGGAGACGUGUUUUCAUUCAGAGGGACAGACGGAGAGCCGGACGGUCACGGAUUGAGUUCUGUGGCGUCUCUGAAGAUCCUCAGAGGCCUAUGGGUGGGAUAUGACGAGGACGGGUUUGAGGGGCAGCAGUUUGUCCUGGAGGAGGGAGAAUAUUUGGACUGGAGGGACUGGGGCGGUACGGGUCAGAAUCUUCUCUCUCUGCGGCCCGUUCUUACGGAUUUCUCGUCUCCUCACAUGAAGAUGUUCAGUGAUUUGGAUUUCUUUGAGCGAGGUGUGAAUGUUGAUGUGAUGGAGCUGCUGGAGAACACAGCAAACACAGAAUAUGGCCCACAGACACGAUCCAUCGAUGUUCUGUCUGGAGCAUGGGUUGUGUUUGAUGAGCCGGGGUUCUGUGGUCAACACUAUGUUCUGGAGAAAGGUCUGUACAGCAGCCCGGAGGACUGGGGCUCAUCCAACAGCAGAAUUCUCUCUGUCAUACCCAUCAUACUGGAAAAUCAGAAUUCUUCUCACUUUAAGAUUCAGUUGUUUUCAGAGCCUGAGUUCAAUGGUACGUCUGUAUUGGUGGAGGACACAUUACCCACAAUGCCUCAGGGCUUCAUCAUGUCCUCCUGUAGAGUUCACGCUGGAAGCUGGCUGGCUUUCGGGUGUGAGAGUUUUUCCGGGUCACAGUGUGUUCUGGAGGAUGGUGAUUAUCCGGAUCUGAGGAUGAUGGGAUUCACACAACCUAAAACAUCAGUUCUGUCUCUCCAACCUGUUGGACAUGAAUUUUCUCUGCCGUCUAUAGUUCUGUUUGAGCGUUCUGGAUUCAGAGGUAGAAGACUUGUGCUGAAGUCCAGCUCAGUAAAUCUUCAGCUCACAGAGAGCUGCACCAGAGUCUCAUCUAUACUGGUGGAGGGUGGCAUCUGGGUUCUGUACGAGUCAAAUAACUUCAGAGGUUCUCAGUUCCUGCUGAAGCCGGGCGAGGUCCCUGAUUGGCCCAAAGUUUCCACCUGGUCAAGAAUUGGAUCACUCCGCCCGCUCAUUCAGAAACAAGCACACUUUCGUUUACGGAACAAGGAGGCGGGGUUAAUGAUGUCUGUGGUCGGGUCACUGGGAGAAUUGAUGCGUAUCCAGGCAACCGAGGAGAUGGGCGGUGUGGAGCAGGUCUGGAUGUAUCAGGAGGGACACUUGCAGUCCAAGUUGUUGGCCGGUUGUUUUGUGGAUGUGAGUUCUGGUAUCCUGAUGGCCGGCAGCAGAGCGGUUCCGUCUUCAGAUCCAGAUAAACCACAUCAGCUGUGGAACAUCAGGUCUGACGGACUCAUCCGGAACAAUGCAGCACCAAACCUUGUCCUGGAGGUCAAAGGAGGUCAACAGUUUGACAGAAACCAGAUUAUUAUCAACGAAUUCCAUCCAAACAAACUGAAUCAAAGAUGGUCCCUGGAGCUUCUCUGAGCUCUGGUGCGGAGAUGCGCCUGAGGGACUAUGAACUGUGUUUAUUAUGGAACUCUCAUUCUCCAGAGAUGUACAAACACGACAGCAUUAAGAUGAUAUUCUACCGGACAUCUGUGCGUUUAUACAGUCCAAGCUGCCUCAAACCUAAUUUUACAGAAGCAAAUACUUGAACAGUCUUUCUUUAUGAACUUUUUUGUUUUGUAUCCUAUAUAAUUAAUAAACACUCCUGUGUGGUA